AUGCGCGUCGUGGAAAAGUUGGCGUAUCGCGGCGCGACGAAUCGAAUCGUCGCGUACUACGAUCCGGCGCGCGUCGUCGAGAUGCAGCGAAAAUGGAUCGAGACCCUCAUGGAUGAAAAGGUGCUCCUUAUCGAGAGAUUACGUCGCGCGCGACGCAUCGCUGACGAAAACCGCGAAUCAGCGCUCGCGUGGCGGCGCGCGUACGUCGACUGUCGCGCCAACAAAAACGCCUUCGCCGAGCCGAAGCCAAUCGUCGCGAAGCCGCACGACGCCACCUCGUGGUCUCCCGCGUGGUCGUGGUACGCCCAUCCUCGAUCAAAGUCGACCGUAAAAACCGUGAACGUGAUCCGUCGGUUUUGUCCGAUCGUCGCGGAACUCCGACUCCGACGAAUCGUCGAGUGGAUGGCUCGCCGACUCGUCUCGACGAAACGAUAG
Ostreococcus lucimarinus CCE9901 is the source of this 435-nucleotide messenger RNA. RefSeq lists its product with no specific name. The record is from RefSeq and is a predicted model, not a curated record. The transcript has a single exon. The coding region runs from base 1 to 435 and encodes 144 amino acids. NCBI's taxonomy places the organism in Eukaryota, Viridiplantae, Chlorophyta, Mamiellophyceae, Mamiellales, Bathycoccaceae.